Messenger RNA from Manduca sexta (tobacco hornworm), 1662 nucleotides. RefSeq names its product WD repeat and HMG-box DNA-binding protein 1-like. Gene Ontology annotation, biological process: mitotic cell cycle; DNA repair; DNA-templated DNA replication. Gene Ontology annotation, molecular function: protein binding; chromatin binding. The record is from RefSeq and is a predicted model, not a curated record. Gene Ontology annotation, cellular component: nuclear replication fork. NCBI's taxonomy places the organism in Eukaryota, Metazoa, Arthropoda, Insecta, Lepidoptera, Sphingidae.
ACGUACAUAUAUGUGUAGUAUAUUUAAAAUGUUAAAUAAAUAAAAAAAUAUAUACGUAUAUAAAAAACUAAAAUUUGUAUAUAGCAAAAACGUAAACUCUCUAGUUAUAACGUUAUUAUAUACUGCUACAUUAUUUUUUACCUAUAUAUUGGACGUCAGUCUGUGGUUAAUUUCAUGACAGUUGACAAAUGACACUGGACAGAUAACAGCUGCGACUUGUUUUCGCGCCUAUUUUUAUACAUGAAAAAGUAAAACUUAGUGUCUAAGUAAAAUCUUUUAUAUUGUGUUGCUAUGAAGAUUGAGAGCAAACCCCUUAGAUAUGCCCACGCUGAAGGCCACACUGAUGUGUGUUAUACCGAAGAUGGCAAACAUAUAAUAACAUGUGGACACGAUGGCGAUGUAAGAAUAUGGGUUGAUAUAGAGGAUGACGAUCCUAGUUCCCAUUGCGUUGGUGAAAGUGCUCUUGCAGUUACGUUUAAAGAGAAAAGACUCUAUGUCGCGACGGAUAACCAUGCUGUGCAAGCUUAUACUUUUCCGGCUUUUGAUAAAGACGGUAUUGUUACGAGAUUCACAGCCGUAACUCAAAUCAAGUCUACUGGAAAAAUUGAGGCCUUAGGUUGUUGUUCUGAGAACAUGGAAGCUAAAAUAUGCAAUCUGGAAGGUGGCGCUCCUCUGUUUGUAAUGAGUGAACAUAAAGGACCAGUUCUCAGUAUAGCUAUAUGCCCUCACAUGAAAUAUGCCAGUACAGCCAGUGGUGAUGGCGUCUUGAGGAUUUGGGAUAUAGACACACAAAAAAUUGUUAAGGAGAUCACAUGUGUACCUAAAAUAAACACAUUCUAUGCUGCUAAAGUUUUGUGUAGAAUGGAUUUUGAACCAUCAGAAGGAAAGUAUUUAGCUUACCCAAAUAACAGAGAGAUCAUAUUAUUGGACUGUGAAAGUUGGGGACAGCGGAUGACAUUCACACACAGUUCUAUUAAAUGUGCGGUAUCCCAGUGCCUGUUCUCACCAUGUGGAAAGUAUUUGGCCGGGAGCACUGUGGCUGGUCAAAUUGCAGUGUGGGAUAUUGAAUCUGGGUCAUGUUUGGGGAUCAUCGAGCAUCCCACUUCACAUAAUGUGUCUGCGAUGGCAUGGAAUCCUAAAGGUAAUGGUGUCUUAGCGUAUUGUGAUGUUGCUGGUCAACUAGGGACACUUGUGAACUGCUAUGGCAAAGAUAGCAAUAAACAUGAUGCAGCAGAUGAUGAUAUUGAAAUGGUGGAAAGAGUAGAUGAUGAAAUCGUAGAUGAUUUAAUAGAAAACUAUGAGAGCGAUGACGAUAACGCCAUAUCAUUGGAGAAAAUUAAGAACGAGACGAUGGGAGUAACGCGCGCGUCGUCCCGCGCCUCCUCCCGGGAGCCUGCGCCCGCGCACACGCCCGUGCCGCGCGCCGCCCCGCAGGCGCCGCUGCAGCCCGCCGCCACACCUGCGCAUCUCGAGCACAGAUACAUGUGUUGGAACGAUGUAGGCAUUGUGCGGUGCCACACUGCAGAGAACGGCGAGUCCACUAUCGACGUGGAGUUCCACGACACUAAUUUCCAUCACGGCAUACAUUUGAACAAUUAUUUGAACCACACUAUGGCCAGUUUGUCCACCAGUGUACUUGCUCUGGCAUGUGAAACUCCAAGG